Messenger RNA from Microcebus murinus (gray mouse lemur), 974 nucleotides. Lineage: Eukaryota; Metazoa; Chordata; Mammalia; Primates; Cheirogaleidae. The record is from RefSeq and is a predicted model, not a curated record.
GAUUUCAAGUGGUGGGAUUUUAGUUUUCAAAGCAGUCCUUAGGGGCUGUAAAGGCCCAUUCUGCAGUGCUUGAUGACACCUCAAAGAUGUCACACUCUCUACCACAGGGGCCCUAGCAACCAGGUAGAAUGUGGGUUAUUGUGAGGACAGAGGAUUGUGAUGGUGGCCAGGCUGUGGAAUCUGGUGAGGCCAAAUGUUAGUGCCUCAAAAGAUGUCCUUUGGCCCCCGUUAGCAGCAUUGUGGUGUUCUGGAUGGCAACAGAGGAGAUGGAAACUCGGGGGGCCGGAGAAAGCUGCCCUACCUUCCCCAAGACGGUGCCUGUGGACUCCGUGUCUGAAGGGAAGCCAAGGGCUUCUUUGGAGGCUGAGCCUCCGAAGCCAGAGCCUCCAAAGCCAGAUUCCUCCUAUGACUACUUGGAAGAGAUGGAAACUUGUGAGGAUGGAGGAGGCUAUCCAGGGCCACCUAAGUCACCGUCCCCCAAGUCUGGCACCACCACCAAGGGCCAGGCAGGUGACGGACCCGAAUCCCCAGAGUGGCUUCUGUCCUCGGGGACAGAGCACAACGCCGCCAGUGAGAUGGAGCUGGAGAAGAUGCGCAUGGAGUUCGAGCUCACCCGGCUCAAGUACCUGCAUGAGGAGAACGAGCGGCAGCGGCAGCACGAGCAGGUGAUGGAGCAGCUGCAGCAGCAGGCGUCACCCCCGAGGGCAUCACGCCUGUUCUCGGGAGGCCUCCAGGACCUCAUGCUGCCCCAGAACCAGUUUGCCAUGUUCCUGUACUGUUUCAUCUUUAUUCACAUAAUCUAUGUCACCAAGGAGAUGGUCUUCUUUCUUUUCUCCAAGCACUACCUGUUCUGCAUUGCAGCCAUUUUGCUCUGCUUCAUUAAAACUUUCUGGUCAUACUUCCAAGUGCCUUUACUCCAUCACUGGGAUCCUGCCCCCACCACACCCCCAUGCCGGAGUAUUAUCGGGACAUGA